CAAUUGCGAACGUGUUCUGUGUUCAGAUGAAAGCCAAGCGCCAACCGCUGAAGCUUCGCUGACCGAGUGCAAAGCUCCACUCGACCGCGAUGAAGCUAUAGCUUCUCCUUGUUCGGAUACCCUUCCCGGAACGCCUGCCGCAAGCGUAAGGUAGUUAUGGCGUCCGGACGCCAAUUACACUUUUUGCUCGCCUUUUUCUACUUCAAUGCCCUGCUUUUUGGGCUGGGGUCCGCUGCAGCUGCCGACGAGGGCGAGUCGAUCCUGCACAGCGAAAUCGGGCGGCAGAACAACCAAAGCCUACUAUGGGGCCCCUACCGCCCCAAUCUCUACUUUGGCGUGCGGCCCAGGAUACCCAAGAGUCUGAUGACGGGCUUGAUGUGGGGCAAGGUCGAGACGUACACAGAUUUCCAGAACACGGUCCGGUACACGUGCGAGCAGAAUGAGGGCAUGAAGGGCUACGGCUGGGAGGAAUACGAUCCUAGAAAGGGCGGUGUCCAGUCAAUUCAUGAUAUUGAGAACGGCAUCGACAUCACCACUUCUUUCGUCAAGAUCCCCGGCGGCGCUCACGGCGGCAACUGGGCGGCUAGGAUCAAGGGUGUCAUUAACGAGGACUCGCCCAAGGAUCAGAAAACGACUGUCAUUCUUUACGUCACCCAGGAAGGGGGCGAUUCGGAGCUUCAGGCGCUGCCGGGCGACGACGACACGGGCUAUGAAGGCGAUGUCACGCUCAAAGGGCGCUCAGAGCCGUUGGGGAACUACAAGCUAGUCGUCACCAAGGGGGAGGGAGUCCAGCCCAAAAGUGACCAUGGAAUCUCCGAAAUCCGCGGGCCUGGCCAGACAGUCGUGCAGUCCCUGACCUACCCCGACGAGGUUGUCUGGCAGGCGAAACCGAUCCUGUUCAAGCAGCUCAAGGAGGGCGUCGAUUUUUUGGUCGAGAACAAGUACGAUGCCCUCAGCGCGCCCCCGCCGUGGCAGGUGUACCAGCUCGCCAACCGGCCUGGUGCUGGAAAUGUACAGAUCGUGCAGAAGACUUUUGAGGGCGACUUUGAGUUUGAUAUUCUUUUCUCUAGCGAGUCUAUGGGCAAGGAUAUUACGAGCGACGAUCUGGCGAGGGAAAUCAAGGAGACGACUGGGGCAUUUGGUGAGCGCUUCUCGAGCGUCUUUGCUCUGAAGGCCCCGUACAAUACCGAUAAAUUCAAGAAGUUUGCCCGCAGUAUGUUUUCCAAUCUAAUUGGAGGCAUUGGGUAUUUUUAUGGGCAGUCCGUGGUCGACCGCUCGUAUGCGCCUGAGUACGAAGAGGAGAACGAAGGCUUCUGGGAAGAAGCUGUCGAGGCCCGAGCUCGCCGGCAAGAGGCGCUGGAGGGUCCGUACGAACUAUUUACGAGCAUCCCGUCCCGGCCUUUCUUCCCUCGGGGCUUCCUGUGGGACGAGGGCUUCCAUCUCCUUCCCAUCGCCGACUGGGAUAUGGACCUUGCCCUGGAGAUCAUUAGGAGCUGGUUCAAUCUGAUGGACGAAGACGGGUGGAUUGCCCGUGAGCAGAUUCUAGGCGCCGAGGCCCGGAGCAAGGUCCCGCAGGAAUUCCAAACCCAGUAUCCUCAUUACGCAAACCCGCCCACCCUCUUCCUUGUCAUUGACGGAUUUGUCGAGAGGCUCCGCAAGAUGAAUGGAAGCAUGCCCGCUGUUAGGGAGCGCCUCUCACAAGACGAGUUUCUGGCAACGGCAUCUCUUGAUAACCCGGAAGUCGGCUUGGAGUAUCUCCGGCGGCUGUAUCCACUCCUCCGGCGCCAGUUCUUCUGGUUCAAGAAGACCCAAUUCGGCGACAUCAAGUCGUACGACCGCGAGGCCUACUCCUCCAAGGAAGCCUACCGCUGGCGCGGCCGCACCGCCACGCACUGCCUGACGAGCGGACUGGACGACUACCCGCGCCCGCAGCCGCCGCACCCAGGAGAGCUGCACGUUGACCUGAUGUCCUGGGUUGGAGUGAUGUCCAAGUCGCUCAUCAACAUCGCCGACGCGCUCGGCCUGGCCGAGGACGUCAGCGAGUUCAAAAAGACACUCGACGCCAUUGAGCACAAUUUGGUUGACCUCCACUGGUCCGAGAAGGAAGGCUGCUUCUGCGACGCCACCAUUGACGAUUUCGAGGAGAACAAGCUUGUCUGCCACAAGGGCUACAUCUCCCUGUUCCCCUUCCUCGUGGGUCUGCUCAAGGCCGACGACCCCAAGCUGGGCAGGAUCCUGGCGCUCCUGGGCGACGAGGAGGAGCUCUGGAGUCCGCACGGCCUGCGCAGCCUGAGCAAGAAGGACGAGUUUUACGGCACCAACGAGAACUACUGGCGCAGCCCGGUGUGGAUCAACAUCAACUACCUUGCCAUUGUCCAGCUGCAUAACAUUGCAACCCAGGACGGCCCGCACAAGGAGACGGCCCGGGACCUGUACUCGCGGCUGCGCAGAAACAUUGUCGAUACCGUGUACAACAGCUGGGAGGAGACGGGCUUCGCGUGGGAGCAGUACAACCCCGAGACGGGCAAGGGCCAGCGCACCCAGCACUUCACUGGCUGGACGAGUCUGGUGGUCAAGAUUAUGGCCAUGGAGGAUCUUGGAGGGACCGGGGCAGGGCACGUGAGAGACGAGCUGUAGUAGGUGAGACACAGCAUCUAGUUUAGAAUAGAUAGGGGCGGUUAGGUGACUGGACACAAAAUUUGUAAAGUAUCGGAUGGAUUGGACGGAAAAGGCUAUGAAAACUGAUCAUUCGUGGUUAUGGCUCAGGCGUCAUCAUGCAUAGGACUAGUCUUCGAUUCAGGCAGGGUGUAAGUGAUUCAGGGCUUAGGCCAUGUGCUCCAUGGGUUUAGCAGGCGUAACUAAACGGCAGUCAAGUUUUGAAUAGUACAUUGCUAAUGCCAUGACAAUUCCAC
Molecule: messenger RNA, 2912 nt
Organism: Canariomyces notabilis
Lineage: Eukaryota; Fungi; Ascomycota; Sordariomycetes; Sordariales; Chaetomiaceae
Product: glycoside hydrolase family 63 protein
Exons: 3
Coding region: 157-2637 (826 amino acids)
Biological process (GO): oligosaccharide metabolic process; protein N-linked glycosylation
Cellular component (GO): endoplasmic reticulum membrane
Molecular function (GO): Glc3Man9GlcNAc2 oligosaccharide glucosidase activity
Source: RefSeq, a predicted model, not a curated record